UGCAUAGGUAAGCUAACGUCACCUUAUCCAAUGAUUGGUUCUUGGUGUUUGUUUUGGGGGCAGCUUUUGGCUCUGAUGUGUACUUUAAAACCAGGGGGUAAACAUCAUCUAUAGAUAGUAGUUAGGCUGGAACACACCGACUCUACAGCCAUCAAACAAGUUGUGCGUUGGUGGGUGAAGCAAGGGAAGGCAGCCAUGCAGGGUCUCGGGGCUCUGUGGCUGACUGUGCUUCCUGCCCUCCUGUGGGCUUCUCCGUUGUUUGUGGAGAGGGAUACUGAAGCCUCCAGGAUAUGCAGCACUGCCCCACGCUGGGAGAUAGGAGGCAAAGCACCCAUGGAGGAGCUCCACGGCCAUAUAGUGAUGGUGGCGCUUCUCAAAGCUAGCUGACACUUCUGCUUGACGCAAGCUUCCCGCAUAGGAAACUUGCGUGACAGGCUGGCCCGGAGCAAGCUGGCCAACGUGUCAUUCAUGAUUGUGAAUGAGCAAGAGGCCCAAUCCAGAGCCAUGUACUGGGAGCUGAAGAAGAAGGCAGCCGAAGGGAUCCCUGUCUAUCAACAGAGUCCCCUGCAACAGGACGUCUGGGCUGCUCUUCAGGGAGAAAAAGAUGACGUCCUCAUUUAUGACAGGUGUGGCAAGCUGACGUUUCACAUCGUUCUGCCAUACAGCUUCCUAAACUUUCCAUAUGUGGAGGCCGCCAUCCGCGCCACAUACCACAGAGAUAUCUGUAACUGCUCAUUACAUUCUAACACACCCUUUGAAUCGGGAUUCCACAAUUCUACGGGCAAUGACACACAGUCUCCAACACCCAUCCCUGACCAGGCCCAUGGUAAUGUAACGGUCCGGGCAGACGAUCAAGACGGUCCUGCAGAUAAGACCCAACUUCUACCCCAGCCUUCUCAAAGUGAUAGUGAUAGUGAUAGUGUCCAAUCCCAUCAAGCACACCAGCACACACAUGGUCACCAUGAUCACCAUGAUCACCAUGGCAAUGCAGCAACCACAGGAGACAACACACAAGAAAACCGUGGUCGGUAAUACACUACAGUCCAUGGACUGUUGCAACAAACAAAAAAGCAAUUGCAGCUAACAGAAGUUCAACUGGCUUAUCAUGACUGUUUACUCAACAAUGUAACAUUAGACAUUCAAUGCUAGCCAGUGAAAUGGUGGGGAGAAAUGUUCAAUCUUCUUACCAAAAACAGUUGGUAAACAUAACGGGAUGUUUUGAUGUUUCAGCUUCAUACCUCUUGUCUUUUCAUGGUCUUUAAGUGAUAUCCUCAUCUUGCCCAGUGGAUACCUUUACCAUAUGCUGACCCACUCAUGUUUGUACUUAGGAUCUUCAUCAUGGUAUUAAAUUAGCACAUAAUAUGCCUUAUUAAAUUAGCUUUAGUCAGACAUUAGACUGUGUGCUUUGCUAGACAUGAAAUUGGACCCCACAUUUUAUCCAUGAGUAGCCUACCUCAGGCACCAUCCUUGGGGAAAAGAUGGCAUCAUUUUUCUCAGGUGCAGUCCAUACAAAAUAUAACAAACAAAGAUAUGUAGCCUAUAUACUGUAUACGUAUAUACAGUAAAUAACCCAAAAAGAAAACUGAGAAAAGAGAAAAAUGUUUCCUCCAUUUCCCAGCUGUUGCAGAUAGCCUAAUUCAUUGUCAUCGUUAGAUCAAGGUUUCAGAUCUAUUUUUCAGGGCCCAUGUGACAGUUUUGCCUAUAGGCUAUCUCAAUGUGGGUCCAUUGUGUGGAAAGCUGUUUUGAUGUUUCAGCCGCAUACCUCUUGUCUUUUUUUUAUUUUCCUUAAGCAAUAUUGUCUUUGUUCUGUGAAUUCCUGUGCCACAUCAGUUAUCGUGAUAACCAGUCUGUGACUUGAGCUGAGCAUGUGAUGAGAGCUUCUGCAGCUUCAUGUGUGACAGGAAUAGGUGACAGGAAUCCUUGACCUUGAUGUUGCAUGUAAUGAAAUGUGCACUUUAAACCUCACUAAGGUGUGUGCAUAUGGAAGCUGUGUGGCUGAUGGGUCGAGGAAAUGGGUCAUCUCAUGCUCAAACACAUGUCAAGCAUCCUGGGGGUUUCUCAAAAUAUGCUAAAAUGUUCUACGUGGAUACACAGGCUAUCAAUUCUAACAGGAUUUCUUAAGGUUUGCACUUUGUGCAAGUUCAGUUGAAAUAAAAAAAAAGAUGUAAUUUCAAAAA
Molecule: messenger RNA, 2177 nt
Organism: Sardina pilchardus (European sardine)
Lineage: Eukaryota; Metazoa; Chordata; Actinopteri; Clupeiformes; Clupeidae
Gene: selenop2
Product: selenoprotein P2
Exons: 5
Biological process (GO): selenium compound metabolic process
Cellular component (GO): extracellular region
Molecular function (GO): selenium binding
Source: RefSeq, a predicted model, not a curated record